GCGGAGCCCCGAGACCGCGCGCGGUACCCUUCGCUCUUCCCACGUCUUCUGGUCCCAGCGAGCGCGCCUCCCGCCUGCCCAGCAGACGAGCGAUGGGGGUUCUGAGCUCCAGGCGCUGCGUAGAGUGGCUGUUGGGCCUCUACUUCCUCUGCCACAUCCCCAUCACCCUGUUCUUGGACAUGCAACUGGUGCUGCCGGCCGAACUCUACCCGGUUGAGUUUAGAAACCUGCUGAAGUGGUAUGCGAAGGAGUUCAGGGACCCUCUGCUCCAGGAUCCCCCAGCGUGGUUUAAGUCCUUCCUGCUCUGCGAGCUGGUGUUUCAGCUGCCUUUCUUUCCCUUUGCAACAUAUGCCUUCUUUAAAGGAAGCUGUAGGUGGAUCCGCAUCCCUGCAAUCAUCUACGCAGUUCACACCAUCACAGCUUUAAUUCCAAUUCUCUCCACGAUUCUAGUUGAGGACUUCUCGAAAGCCAGUGGUUUCAAAGGACAAAGACCUGAGACUUUGCGUGAACGACUAGCCCUUGUAUCAGUCUACGCCCCCUACUUACUCAUCCCUUUCGUACUCCUGCUUUUCAUGUUGCGGAACCCCUACUACAAGUAUGAAGAGAAAAGAAAGAAAAAAUAAGGGAAACGCCACUGGCCCAGCCAGGGGAGAUGCCACAAGGCAGCUGCCUGUUGAACCCAGUACAAGGACACUGUUCAGAACCCAUAUCCUCAGUAGCAAUUGGAACCCCUGCAGCGACGCAAAAUGGCGGCAGAGCCGCCAAUCCUUCACCUUCUAAGGGUACGGGGAUGAAUGGCCUGAUGAGCUGAGGUGGACAGAGGAGUGUGAGCAAGGUGACAGGGAAGUGGUGCCUAGUGUCUCGUCUGCACCUGCGUCCCACUGCAGGACUAAAAUCAGCCCAGGCAGAACCAGAAUAAACUUGCAUGAGCAUGGCCUGCUAGGCAUGUUCACUUGUCCCACAACACAGAUACAUAUGACAGCCCCAACUCAGGAUUCUCUAGUUCAUCACCCGUUAGCAAAGUGAAGAGGGGAGUGUUCCAGGCCAUUCGAAAUUUUGAGAGUAUGCUUCCUGAAAUAUAUUUAAAAUACAUGAUGGGAGCUAGCAGAUGGCAUAGCAGUUAUGUUGCUGGAUUCUCUCACAUGGCUGACCUGGAC
Messenger RNA from Tupaia belangeri chinensis (Chinese tree shrew), 1157 nucleotides. RefSeq names its product transmembrane protein 97 (gene TMEM97). The transcript has 3 exons. Lineage: Eukaryota; Metazoa; Chordata; Mammalia; Scandentia; Tupaiidae. Gene Ontology annotation, cellular component: endoplasmic reticulum. Bases 93 to 623 code for a protein of 176 amino acids. The record is from RefSeq and is a predicted model, not a curated record.